UGGAACGCUAAAGUUAAUGUUUGUUUUUAUAUUUGUUUGAACGGCAUGCUUAAAAAAGCACUAGAUGUUCAUGUCUUUAACAGUGAAUGUCGGCUAUUGAGUGUCCUUGGGGUCGUGGAAAGAAAGGGUUAAAUUUCAUGUCAAGACAAGUGACGUCCAACAUUAUUUGGGGUGUAGACAGUACACUCAUUAAAAGCAAAGACAGAAAUAAGAGGUAAAAUGAGGAGGCGGUUAGCACAGGUAAACCUGCGUGUACAUUUCUCGGGUUGGUUUAAUUACCAUGGGAUGUCAAAGGAGCAGCGUUGUAGUGUGAGCUGGUGAACAUCUUGGACACAGAUCGAGUAGGACUACAGCGCGUUGUUUUUAACGGCUUUAACAUAAUUUUGGAAUGAAAAUGAAUAGGGUGCAAAGUUGAUACAAAAUACAACGAAAAUGAGUAAAAAGUAAAAAAAAGUUCAACAGGUGAAUCUGGUACCGAAGUACGUCUUCUUUUUUUAAAACAAAUCUUUCCCUGAAGUACAUGUGACACAUUUCUGUGUAGCGGAAAGGUACCGAUUAUAGAUGUCCAAAGGGUUGAAAACACAGCAGGAAUCGAAAAGGCUCGAUUUGCUCACACCGGAGUGCGAUGAAGACAUCGAUGUAGAAAGUGUGGAUGGGUGUCUGUCCCCGGGAGGCUCGGAGGAACUCGGCGUCGGCCAAGAGCGAGGGGCGAGGCCGGUGUCCGAGCUGCAGCAGCGCGGCCAGACGCGCAGCCCCAAGUGUGCGCGUUGCAGGAACCAUGGCGUGGUGUCCUGCCUCAAAGGCCACAAGCGGUUCUGUCGCUGGCGGGACUGCAGGUGUACCAACUGCUUGCUCGUCGUGGAGCGACAGCGGGUGAUGGCAGCGCAGGUGGCCCUAAGGAGACAGCAAGCCACGGAGGUUAAGAAAGAUGCCAAUGGAAUCGCAGUCUCAGGAGGAGUCAAAAUCAGAAGACCUCCCUACCACCGCUACACGAGGGAGCCUAGUCUUCUAGCAAAAAGUAUUCUGGAAGGAUACAAGCCUGCUGUUUUAGAAGACUCCGUGUGGGCAAAGACGACGCCCUACCCCGCCCUGAGCGAAAGGAUGAGGAAGAGACGGGCUUUUGCAGAUAAGGAGCUGGAGGGCAUCAUGUUAGAAAGAGAAGUCAGGCAAAAAGAACUGGAAGACCUGUCUGGACUGAAAAUGCUUGGACCUCUGUUGCCAGGUCCUGUAACCAGGUGCUGCACAUUUCAAGGGCCAAUAGAAGACGCUUACUUGCCUUUUCUGAAAACCAGUCCCAUACUACUGGAGUGUGGGUUGCAGUGCUGCUUAGCCCAAGAGCUGGUGUUGUCCGGGUCAGAGCAGUGCCAUAACGAACAUCCACCACUCCAGGACAACAGGCUGCUGAUGGAGCCUGUGGAUGUGCCCGGAAUAAAGGAUCUGGGACGUUUGGAAAGCUGCAGGGAAAGCCUGACCUACUGCGGGACUCUACAGCCUUCACCUCGCGCUUUGCAAAACCCGUGUCCAUCGGAGCGCGCCGCUCCAGUGCGUCAGAACAGCACCGAUGUCACCUUCCAGCUCCAGCUCCCAUGUCGACGGGUCACAUGCGUGUCACCUCCGAGCCUCGAGGGCGCCGAGUCCGAACCAUGGGGAGGCAGUCGUGAAGACUGUAAGAAUUCCAGGUGCUACGGAUUCACAGUUCAACCCCUCAAAGAAACAAGUGUCUGCAGUGUCAGCCAGGAACAAAACGACACGAAAAAGCCGCCAUUCCAGGGAGUAAGAACAUUGCCUUUUUCGGUAGAAUCACUGCUGAGGAGUUAAAAGGAAUCUAAAGCCAUACAAGACAAUUCAGUCAUGUACUGUAUGCAGUUUCCUCAGUGUUAAGCGUCAAAGAGCAAAUUAGUUUCUGUCUAAUUUUAAAACCAAGUUCCAGAGGAAUGGGGCAACCCCUAUAUGGUAUCAUAAAUUAGUAAAAACAGUAAUUAUAGCAUAGCACAAUGCAAUAAUGGUAAUAACCUGAUAAAACAGAAAGUCAAAGGUAAUGCAUUGCACAAACUCUGGGAGAACAUGGGCAAAGAAAAGUAAAAUGUGUGGUGUAAAAACACCAGGUUAUACUUCAGUUAUACUGAGAUUGAUUGAUUGAGAUAAGCAAUCCUAAGGAACAGCAUCAUAGCAUGUCCAAACAACACCAAAGGGAAACUAGAACAACUUUUCUGAGUUAACAGUUCUUUAUGUCUGGGAAAAAAAGGCAAAAUGAAAAGAGUUUGACGAAAAAGUGUUCCCAGUUCCAAAGUGAACAGAUAAACUGGUCAGUGUAAUCCACAAGGAGGCAGAACAUAAGAAGUCAAAAAUAAGAGGCCAUUCAACCAAAUAGUUAACUGAUCCAAGGAUCUCACAAAGCUGUCUCUCCAAAGAAACCACGGCCUCAACAUCACGGCUGGGUAGCUUAUUCUAGACUCCUACAACCCAUUGUGUAAAGAAGAGCCCCCUUAUCUGAAAUUACAUCCUAAAGAGGAGUUCUUUGAUAAAGCCAUCUUGUGUUCUGUUUACAGAAAAUAGCCUCUGCCGUAAGUUCUCAGUGUUCCGGAACAUUUUAUGCAUAAUAACAUUUGUUACUACACACAGUACAGUAUCUAACAGUCAAGAGCCAGGGACAUAUACAAUCAAUUUUAAAGGCAAAUGAAAGAUAAAAUGUAUUGAUGUGCUUGUGUGGUACAGUAGUUUACCAACAAUGUGGAGAAGUGUGUAUUUUCAUUAGAGCUUCUGCUCCUUCAUGACUUGUUUUGAUGAAGAAGCAAAUAUUUUGCUUUUACUGAUUCAUAUUUUGAAGAAUAUCUCAGGGAUUAUAGAUCUACAAGAAUCAUAUGGACCCACCCUGUAUAUCACGGGCCUGCUAUGAACAUCUCAACUUUGAAACCAGUCCUGGACUCAUAAAUACUUGAAAACAAUUCACAACUGGUGUGAAACCCUUAAUUAAUAAAGUUAACUCAUGAAUAUA
Lepisosteus oculatus (spotted gar) is the source of this 2995-nucleotide messenger RNA. It is a transcript of the gene dmrt2b, whose product is annotated as doublesex and mab-3 related transcription factor 2b. The record is from RefSeq and is a predicted model, not a curated record. Gene Ontology annotation, cellular component: nucleus. Gene Ontology annotation, molecular function: RNA polymerase II cis-regulatory region sequence-specific DNA binding; DNA-binding transcription factor activity, RNA polymerase II-specific. Gene Ontology annotation, biological process: regulation of transcription by RNA polymerase II; sex differentiation. NCBI's taxonomy places the organism in Eukaryota, Metazoa, Chordata, Actinopteri, Semionotiformes, Lepisosteidae.